Molecule: messenger RNA, 3912 nt
Organism: Prunus avium (sweet cherry)
Lineage: Eukaryota; Viridiplantae; Streptophyta; Magnoliopsida; Rosales; Rosaceae
Source: RefSeq, a predicted model, not a curated record
UCGAACGACUUUUUAUUUCCUCUUUCGUAUUCUCACGCACGCACAUUUCCAAUUUUUCUCAUUUUGACGCAACGUAGAAAAGUGAAGCAGAGACACGGAGGAAGGAAGAAGCAGUGGCCAGACCAACAAAGUCUCGUGCUUUUCUUCAUUCUCUCCCACAUUCCUCUCUCUCUCUCUCUCUCUCUCUCUCUCUCUCUCUCUCUCUUGCUCUCCGUUAACUCAUUGUAAGUUCGCUCACAUUUCUUUGAUUCUUCCAAGCUCCGAUCUUCGUUGAAGUGGCUGCAAUUCCAAUUGCUUGUUAUUGUCUUCUUCUCUCUGAUUCCGAUCUAAUUCUGAGUUUCAUUUCUCUUUAUCAAUAUUUGGACGAAAAAGUCAAAAUGUUUUGUUUUUUUGGUUGAUUCACUGCUGCUGUUCUGAUCACCCUUUUUGUCCGUUUCAAUUUUGGCUAGUUUUGUUCGUAUUUUCAAAGAACAGGUAGGCCAGAGGUUUUGUCACCGUGCGUUUGAGGCUUUUGUCAGCAUUUGUUUAUCAAAAGCAGCUGAAUGAGUGGGGUUUCAUGGAUGUAGAAGCAUUGUAACUUGUGCUACCCAUCAAGAGCUUUCCAGGCACUUCUCAUAACAAUGGUUCUGGGGAUAAGAACAAAGAGCAGGAAGAGCACAGCUGUUCAGGUUGAUUACCUUAUCCAUGUACAGGAGAUUAAACCAUGGCCCUCAUCUCAGGCUUUGAGAUCUGUACAGUCUGUGUUGCUUCAAUGGGAAAAUGGUGAUCAAGCUUCUGGAUCCUUUACUUGUAAUGUUGGAGAUGGGAAGAUCGAAUUCGGGGAGUCUUUCACCCUUCCAGUCACUUUGUACAGGGAGAAAUCAAGAAAAAGCACUGUACGUGACACUUACCAGAAGAACAACUUGGAAUUUUACUUGUAUGAACCUCGAAAAGACAAGGCAGUGAAAGGUCAACUAUUGGCAUCAGCUGUGAUAAAUCUUGCAGACUAUGGGAUCAUCAUAGAAACCAGAAAUGUGAGCACUCCAUUGAACUGGAAGAAAAGUUUUAAGAGUUCCGCUCAACCGGUUCUUUAUGUUAAUGUUCAGCCAUGUGUUAAACCUAGCUCCAGCUUGUCACCAAAGGGCAGCUUGUCCAGAGAAGUGUCUCUGGAGAAUGAUGGAACUGAAUCUGUUCCAGAGUCUAUGAAUGAUGGCAAUGAUGAGAUUGCCUCAUUUACUGAUGAUGAUGAAGAUGAUGAUGAUGGUGUUUCCUCACAUUCAUCACAUACUGUAACCUCCUCUGCUUUUGAGAAAACAGUCAGUUCAUUACCUAGCAGCAGUGAAAAGAAUGAAUCAGAAUCAACAACUGAUAGCACUAGACGGCUUUAUGGGGAGCCUGCUGUUGAGUCAAUAGCAGCACCUGCAAGCACAGGGGCAACUCCAGUGGCUAAAGCAUUCAAAAACCAAAAUGGAAGUUCAUCGCCAUCAUCGUCAAUAGGAUCUUCCUCCAUUCUGCUGAACCCUGCAAAUGACCCUGCUUCUUUGCCUAACGUUCCAAGGGAGAGCUCAAUGCCAACCCUGAAAAAAUCUCUCACUCCCUCUGUUGUUCAAUCAUCUUCUUCAUCCUUUGGCCAUCAAGAAAGCCAUCAAGAAUCUGGUAACCAUAAUAUUAAGGACAACAGAAUUCACAAAACUCUUUCUAACAGCAGUGCCAGAAUGAAUGAAAUUUCUCAAGUGGGUAAUAUUGUCAGUAACCAUGCUACAGAAGGUGCAUCCUCAAGCACGCCUAUUCAGGAGGACACAGACUCAGUAUUUGCAAGCAAUGCAGAUUCGCAAGCUAAUCGAGAGGAUGGUCAUCUCCUAAAGGUGAAAGAAUAUUCAUUUGAUGACAAAUUAGCUUCUAGAUUUUCACAAGAUGCUACCAGAAAGCAAGUCAGGUUAAAGAGUGAAACUUUUACACUAGGCAGGAAUACUGUUGGAGUGCAGGGCAGUAAGGUUAAAAGUAAUGAAUUAAAGCAUGUAAAGUCUUUGCAGUUACCUUUUGUCUCAGCUCAGAACAAUAGACUGCCAAGUAAUAAUGAGUUUGUCGAGAAGUCGAAGGAAGCUGAUAUUCCUGAAGAUGUUCAUGUUCGUGGUAUGAUUAGUGGAACAAGUGAAAGAGAAGAAACAACAACCAGAUUUUCUGAUAGCAAAGUUGACUUGGAGUCCACAAUUGAAUUGCUUAAGGAAGAAUUGAGAGAAGCUGCUGCUGUUGAGGUUGGCCUCUACUCAGUUGCCGCUGAGCAUGGGAGCUCUGCAAAUAAGAUUCAUGCUCCUGCUCGAAGACUGUCUAGAUUCUAUUUUCAUGCUUGCAAAACGAGCUCUCAAGCUAAGAAGGGAAACGCAGCAAGAGCUGCUAUUACUGGAUUGAUUUUGGUGUCUAAAGCAUGUGGAAAUGAUGUUCCAAGGUUGACAUUCUGGUUGUCGAAUUCAAUUGUGUUGAGAGCUAUCAUCAGCCAGACCUUAGGGAAACCACAAAUUUCUGCUCGACCCCGGAAUAAAAUUAAUGCUGGGGGACUUUUAUCAGCAAAGAAGGAAGAGAAUGAUAGGACUCUUGAAAGUUUUGAUAAUUGGGAAGAUCCACAGAUAUUUAUGGCCGCUUUGGAAAAGUUCGAAAGUUGGAUCUUCUCCCGAAUUGUUGAGUCUGUAUGGUGGCAGAAUAUGACUCCAUAUAUGCAGUCAGCAGCUGCAAAGGCCUCAAGCUCAAGGAAAACCUAUGGAAGGAAGUAUGGUUUGGGUGGUCAUGAGCAGGGUAAUUUUUCUAUGGAGCUGUGGAAAAAGGCUUUCAAAGAUGCCUGUGAAAGGCUUUGUCCUGCAAGAGCUGGUGGACAUGAGUGUGGUUGCUUGCCUCUGCUGGCUCGUUUGGUAAUGGAGCAGUUAGUGGAUAGAUUGGAUGUGGCUAUGUUCAAUGCUAUUCUUCGUGAAAAUGCUGAAGAGAUGCCCACAGAUCCUGUGUCUGACCCCAUAAGUGAUUCCAAGGUUCUCCCUAUUCCAGCUGGAAAGUCAAGCUUUGGGGCUGGUGCACAGCUAAAAAACGCGAUUGGAAGCUGGUCCCGAUGGCUUACUGAUCUAUUUGGUAUAGAUGAUAGUGAUGCUCCUGAUGAUGAUACUGAACUCAGUGAUCAAAAGCGACUAAACUGCGAAACAUCCUUCAAAGCUUUCCGUCUUCUUAAUGCUUUGAGUGAUCUGAUGAUGCUUCCAUUUGAUAUGCUUGCAGAUAAAUCCACCAGAAAAGAAGUAUGCCCUACAUUUGGUGCACCACUGAUCAAGAGGGUUCUUUACAAUUUUGUUUCAGACGAGUUUUGCCCAGACCCAAUUCCCGAAGCAGUUUUUGAGGCUCUUGAUUAUGAGGAGAAUUUAGAAGCUGAAGUAGAGUCUGCUUCAAGUUUCCCAUGUGCUGCAAAUCCUACAGUCUAUUCACCACCUCCAGCUGCUUCACUAAUAGGCAUUAUAGGAGAGGUGGGAAGUCCAACUCUCUUGAGGAGUGGGUCAUCAGUGGUUAAGAAAUCAUACACUAGUGAUGAUGAGCUUGAUGAGUUGGAUUCACCGAUGACUGCAAUCAUCAUAGACAAUUCCCCGGUUUCUCCCAGUUCAUUGACAGCCAACUCAGUGCUGAAGUCAAAGGGUGGUCGAAAAGUUGUCAGAUAUCAACUCCUCCGUGAAGUUUGGAAGGAUAGUGAAUGAUCUUCUCUUUCGUGUAUGUAUUUGGCGUGCUUGGGGUGGGUUGUUCAGUGAUCUCUUUACUUUUCACUCUUGUACAGAUAUGAGUUUGUUGUAUACAACCAUAUGAAUGUUAGGGAAGUUUGUUCCAGAGGCAUGGAGCCCUAUUAAUGUUUGAAUAAUGAUUACUUGUAGAGGGAAUUUUUUUGUAUAAUGGAAGCCUUAAUUUUAUUUU